Messenger RNA from Poecilia reticulata (guppy), 1790 nucleotides. The record is from RefSeq and is a predicted model, not a curated record. Lineage: Eukaryota; Metazoa; Chordata; Actinopteri; Cyprinodontiformes; Poeciliidae.
UCGGCGCAGAGGAAGCCCAGAAAGAGGCUCGAGUCCCGGGAGGCGAACUGCAGACAUGGAACCGCUGGCGGCUGCCAUUGACCAGGGAACCAGCUCCACCAGGUUCCUGGUGUUCAACACUAAAACAGCCCAGCUGAUCAGCCACCACCAGGUGGAGCUCAAGCAGCAUUUCCCCAAAGAAGGGUGGGUGGAGGCGGACCCCAGGGAGAUCAUGGACACCGUCCACGAGUGUCUGGAGAAGACCUGCCAGAAGCUGGCGCAGCUCAGCGUGGACGUGUCCCGCAUCAAAGCGGUGGGGGUGACCAACCAGAGAGAAACCACCCUGGUCUGGGACAAGGAGACCGGAGAGCCGCUCUACAACGCCAUCGUCUGGCUGGACCUGAGGACACAGUCCACUGUGGAGAGACUCAUAACCAGAACUCCCAGCAGGAGCAAGAACCACCUGAAGCAUAAGACCGGUCUCCCCAUCAGCACUUACUUCAGUGCUGUGAAACUCCGUUGGUUGCUGGACAAUGUGGAGGCGGUGCAGCAGGCGGUUCUGAGUAAGCGGGCCAUGUUUGGGACCGUGGACUCCUGGAUCAUCUGGAGUCUGACGGGCGGCCGAGACGGAGGAGUCCACGUCACGGACGUGUCCAACGCCAGCCGCACCUUGCUGUUCGACAUCCACAGCCUGGACUGGGACCCCGAGCUCUGCAGUUUCUUUGACGUCCCGAUGGAAAUCCUGCCCACCGUCAGAAGUUCCUCUGAGAUCUAUGGCCGCAUGAGGUCCGGCUCGCUGGCAGGGGUUCCCAUCUCGGGGUGUCUCGGGGACCAGUCGGCAGCCCUGGUUGGUCAGAUGUGCUUUGAGGAAGGCCAGGCCAAAAACACGUACGGGACGGGAUGCUUCCUGCUCAGGAACACAGGAACCAAGCCGGUGAUGUCCGAACACGGCCUGAUCACCACCGUCGCCUACAAGCUGGGGAGGGACAAGCCGGCCUGCUACGCGCUGGAGGUGGGUCAUGUUGGUUCUUCACUAGGUUUGUCUGGACCUCAUGACCAACGGGUCGGAACCAGGGGACUGCGGCCCAGCAUGUCCGAGACCACGGCUCUGGGUGCAGCCAUGGCGGCCGGCGCCGCUGAGGGCGUGGAGGUCUGGAGCCUGAACCCGGAUCAGCUGCCUGAGGUCACRGCGGAGCGAUACCAGCCUCAGAUCAACACCCAGGAGAGCGAGUUGCGCUUCGCUCGCUGGAAGAUGGCCGUCCAGAAGUCCAUGAACUGGGAGACGUCAGAGACCAGUAGCACCAGUAACGGUCGGCAGCAGGGAUCCAACUGAGUCCACAUGGUGGUACCGGGUACUGUGCUGGUUCUGGAGAUGAAACCGACCCUGGAGCUUCUGAAAGAACCGGCCCAGUUUAUUCAAACCAGUGAUGUYAGAGCAGAACCAUCAGAACCGUUUCCAGCCCAACCAGAACCUUUUGUCUCGGACCUCAUUUGUUCCAGAUGAAGGUUCGGUCCAACUUCACYCAGCAGAACCUGAGCCAGAAACCCGGUUCCGACCCACUGUGAACAUUUUUAUAUUCAGAGGGAAAUAAAAUCUAGAAACGACCAACAGAAGUUUAAACUAAAUGUUUUUAUAUCUGUGAUAAAUUGUCAUCCUGAGAUACUUGAUUAACGGAGCAGAAGAAAAAAUGUCUUCAAAAUAAAAACUUUAAUAUCAUGUGUCCUAGUCAAAGUCUGAGGUGAAAUAAAGUUUAGAAACAAAGAACUUUGUUUCCUUUAUUAAAAAAGUUUUACAGGACAUUUACAGGAAG